Paramecium sonneborni is the source of this 399-nucleotide messenger RNA. NCBI's taxonomy places the organism in Eukaryota, Ciliophora, Oligohymenophorea, Peniculida, Parameciidae. The record is from the annotation of a GenBank genome assembly.
AUGCAGUAAACUCCUCUAAGGGGUCGAAAAAGUCUAUUCGAUUAUUUAUUACAAAAAAGAAGUUUAAGUUCUAAAUAAAAGUCAAAACAUUUAAGUGGAAUCUAUAUUCAAGGAAAUAGAGCUACCAUUGAUUCAAAAUUUGAAAAAAUAAAACAAAAUUAACUUAAAAUUAAAACUGAAAAUAUGGAUUAUUUUGUUUUAGAAACUAAUGAUACCACAAUCAUCCCUUAAACUAAAAUAUAUUCAUAAAGAUAACCUGCUAUUCAUAAUUUACAAUUCAAGAUUAAUAAAUAACAAACUAAAUUACAAAUUAUUAACAGAAAACCUUGUAAAUCAUUUUAUACCAUUCAAAUCUAUUCAAAAUCCCAAGAAAAGUCUGAAAGCAGAUAAUUUAAGUGA